GCUGUAUAUAAACACUUGCAGAAUUAAGCCAGCCCUCUUUCACGUAGAGUACCUCGUCUUCACUCUUCAGAAGCUUGAAACAAAAUGCCGAAGCAGAUUCACGAGAUCAAGGAUUUCCUUCUUACUGCAAGAAGGAAGGAUGCUCGUUCUGUUAAAAUCAAGAGGAGCAGGGAUGUGGUUAAGUUUAAGGUUCGCUGCUCCAAGUACCUUUACACACUCUGUGUGUUUGACUCUGAGAAAGCUGACAAGUUGAAGCAAUCUCUUCCUCCAGGUUUGAGUGUGCAGGACCUGUGAAGAAAUUGUCUGAUCUAAAGAAAGCAAACUUUAAUCAGUUGGUUUGAUCAGAAGUGGAAGAAAUUUUGUUUUGUGCAUUUUGGUUCUCUCUCUCUCUGUGUUUUUUUCUAGCCCUUAAUAUCAAAGAGUGUCAUGAUUAAUGUUAUUGAUUUCCAUUA
Messenger RNA from Pistacia vera, 452 nucleotides. Its product is annotated as 60S ribosomal protein L38-like. The transcript has 3 exons. Lineage: Eukaryota; Viridiplantae; Streptophyta; Magnoliopsida; Sapindales; Anacardiaceae. Gene Ontology annotation, cellular component: cytosolic large ribosomal subunit; ribosome. Gene Ontology annotation, molecular function: structural constituent of ribosome. The record is from RefSeq and is a predicted model, not a curated record. Bases 85 to 294 code for a protein of 69 amino acids. Gene Ontology annotation, biological process: protein-RNA complex assembly; translation.